This is a messenger RNA of Trifolium pratense (red clover), 3463 nucleotides long. RefSeq names its product probable receptor-like protein kinase At1g30570. Gene Ontology annotation, molecular function: transmembrane receptor protein tyrosine kinase activity; ATP binding. The transcript has a single exon. Gene Ontology annotation, cellular component: plasmodesma; plasma membrane. The coding region runs from base 659 to 3193 and encodes 844 amino acids. The record is from RefSeq and is a predicted model, not a curated record. NCBI's taxonomy places the organism in Eukaryota, Viridiplantae, Streptophyta, Magnoliopsida, Fabales, Fabaceae. Gene Ontology annotation, biological process: protein autophosphorylation.
GCAACUGUUACCAAUUAAGACCCAACAGUUACAUUAAAAAGAAGAAGGGAAAAAAAACCCAAUAAAGCACUAAUGAAAUAGUGUCAGAUUCUUGGCUUGUUGUAAAAGACAUAAAACCAAACAAAGAUGAAAUAAAACUUUUUCCAAUCUGUUUCCAACCACACCCCAUGUUGUCCAUUUCCUCAUUUCUUUAUUCACAAAGACCCCAUAUUUGGUGACAUCUCUGAUUUUCUAGCUAUUUUCUAUUCAUUCUCCUAUCACAAAUUAUCAAAAGUUCUUGUCUUUUUUUCUCAAUCACACUGCAUUGCCACUCAUUCAUCAACUUCAGAUCUGUCAAUUUUUUUUCUCUCUGUGUGUGUUUCUGUUGAAGAUUCAUUGACUUCAGCUAAAAUUUGAGGUGGGUUUUCUUUUUUGUUGCAGAAAAUGAAUAUUCACAUGAUCAAGAUGAUUUUUUUACUAUAAAGGUUUCAUCUUUCAUAAACCCUUUUGUUUUGGGUUGUUGAAUUUGAUUUCAUUGUAUAAAAAUAUUGAAAAACUAGGUUGUUUGUGUGAUUGGAUUGUUUUUACUUUCUGGGGUUUCUUACUUUUACCCUUUUGCAAAAUUUGAUUCUUUUGUUGAAAAUUUGAUUCAAAAAGUGAUUUUGAGGGAAAGAGAAUCAUGAUGGGGAGGGUGAUUGAGGAAAGAUUAUUGAUUGUGUUGAUUUUGGUGAUAGUGAGUUUUAAUGUAGAAGCUCAACAAAAGUCAAUUCUUAUAAAUUGUGGUUCAAAUUCUUCUAUGAAUGUUGAUGGUAGGAAAUGGAUUGGUGAUAUGGUACCUAAUAACAAUGUUACUUUGAAUUCUUCUGGUGUUGUUGCUUCCAUUGAUGCAUUAAGUGGAAAUUCAAUCUAUGAGCCACUUUAUAGAACAGCUAGAAUUUUCACAGAUUCUUUGAAUUACACAAUCAAAGGUGUUCAUGGAAACUAUAUUUUUAGGUUCCAUUUAUGUCCUUUUGAGAUUGUGGACCAUAAUGUGAAUGAGUCCUCUUUUGGUGUUGUUGUUAAUGGUAUGAAACUUUUGUCGGAGUUUAGCGUUCCCGGUAAGAUAUCUGAAAAGAAUGUGAAUUUGCUUAAUGCUGGAAAGAAUUCGAGUUCAUUCUUUUUGAUUAAAGAGUAUAUUCUUGAUGUUAAUGAUGAUAAGCUUGUGAUUGAGUUUAUUCCGAGUAGAAACUCGUUUGGCUUCAUCAAUGCUAUUGAGAUUGUUCCGGUUGUUGGCAAGCUUUUUGAUGGCUCGGUUAGUAAAGUUGGUGGUGAAAACUUGAAUUUGACUGGUCGUGCGAUGGAGACUAUGUAUAGGUUAAAUGUUGGUGGUCCUGAGAUUCAGUCCAAUCAGGAUCCGGAUCUUCGGAGACGUUGGGAAGUUGAUUCUAGCUACAUGAUCACGGAAAACGCCGGUGAAAUGAUUAAGAGCAGCUCAAAUAUUACAUAUGCUUCUGUGAAUGAUACUUCAGUGGCUCCUCUACUUGUGUAUGAAACUGCAAGGGCAAUGUCCAACACUGAAGUCUUGGACAAAAGAUUUAACAUGUCAUGGAAAUUUGAAGUAGAUCCUGAUUUCGAUUAUGUGGUUCGGUUGCAUUUCUGUGAGUUGACGUAUGAUAAGUCGAAUGAGAGAGUAUUCAGGAUCUACAUAAACAACAGGACAGCUGCGGAUAAUCUCGAUGUUUUUGUUCGAGCAGGAGGGAAGAAUAAAGCAUAUCACCAGGAUCAUUAUGAUCCUGUGUCGUUGAAGAUUGACACACUUUGGGUCCAACUAGGUCCUGAUACUUCUGCUGUUGCUGCGGGAACCGAUGCUCUCUUGAAUGGUCUAGAGAUUUUUAAGCUUAGUCGAAACGGGAAUCUCGCCUACGUGGAAAAAUUCGACUUGGCUGGGAAUUCCGGAAGCAAAUCAAACUCAAAACUUCUUUGGGUUGGAGUAGGAGCAGGUGUAGCUUCUGUAGCUAUAAUUGCAUGUAUCGGUGUCUUUGUUUUCUGUUUCUGCAAAAGAAGGAGAAUAGAGUCAAAUGAUGCCAAAAACAAUUCUCCAGGUUGGCGACCGAUAUUCCUUUAUGGCGGGGCUGCUGUAAACAGCUCUGUAGGUGGCAAGGGAUCAACAGGAAAUCAAAAGUUAUAUGGAUCUGUGGCUUCAACCGGAGCUGGUAAGCGGUUUACGUUGGCUGAAAUCAACGCUGCAACGAAUAAUUUUGAUGAGAGCUUGGUCAUCGGAGUUGGAGGCUUUGGUAAGGUGUAUAAGGGAGAGGUUGAUGAUGGUGUGCCUGCUGCAAUUAAGCGCGCCAAUCCGCAUUCUGAACAAGGUCUUGCUGAAUUUGAGACCGAAAUCGAGAUGCUCUCAAAACUAAGACAUAGACAUUUGGUGUCUUUGAUUGGUUUCUGUGAAGAAAAAAGUGAAAUGAUUUUGGUUUAUGAAUACAUGGCAAAUGGAACUCUAAGAAGUCAUCUAUUUGGUAGUGAGCUCCCUCCACUAACUUGGAAGCAACGUCUCGAAGCCUGCAUCGGUGCUGCAAGGGGACUUCACUACCUUCACACAGGGGCCGACCGUGGAAUAAUUCACCGAGAUGUCAAAACAACCAAUAUACUGUUAGAUGAGAAUUUUGUAGCGAAAAUGGCUGAUUUCGGUUUGUCUAAAGACGGUCCUGCUUUUGAACAUACUCAUGUUAGCACUGCUGUGAAAGGAAGUUUCGGCUAUCUCGAUCCAGAGUAUUUCAGAAGACAACAGUUAACCGAGAAAUCAGACGUUUACUCUUUUGGAGUUGUUCUAUUCGAAGCUAUUUGUGCUAGAGCUGUGAUAAACCCUACCUUGCCUAAAGACCAGAUCAACCUUGCAGAAUGGGCAAUGAGAUGGCAAAGAGAAAGAUCACUCGAAAAAAUCAUCGAUCCAAAUCUUAUAGGAAAUUAUUGCCCCGAAUCAUUGUCUAAGUUUGGGGAGAUAGCAGAAAAAUGUCUUGCCGAUGAUGGUAAAAGCCGUCCCACCAUGGGAGAGGUGCUGUGGCACUUGGAGUAUGUCUUGCAGCUGCACGAAGCUUGGCUCAACAAGGACAAUAGCGCAGAUAAUUCCUUCUCUAGCAGUCAAGCUUUGAGCGGUCCACAAGAUGGAAGUGUUGAAGUUGCGAAGGAGCAUCCAAAUCAAGAUGAAGAGGUUGAUUUGAAUGCUGCAAUUUGAAGAACAAUGACCUUAUAUUAUAUAGCUAAUAUCCUCUACAUAUUCUUUCUAUUUGUUUUAUUGAAUUCAAGUUUCAUAUUAUUAUUACUGUUUUUUAGUAUCUGAUUCUUGGAUACAUAUGGUGGUAUUGGAUUUUCAAACAUUUUGUCUUGUCACAAAAAAAGUGUCAAUAUUUGUGAUAUGCAUUGCUUUUAGCAUUGAGUUGUAACUAAUUGUAUUAUUACUGAGAUAUUUCUUCUCAAAAGUUCAUAUUAAUAGCUUCAUUAGUUA